AUGGAAGAAAAGAUCAAAGAGAGCCCGCUGGCUAGCCCCGAUAUCAGUCCAAUGGACAGUCCGAAGCUCGAGGCUACUGUAUUUUCGGUGGCCAAUCUUUUGGAUGUGAAGAAGUGAGUUUGUGGGGGUGUUUUAUGGUCAAUUAUGUAGUAAUAAAGUUGUUUCUUACUUUUAUGUUGUAGUAGGAACUAUACAUUUUUAUUUUGGUUGCAGUAAUUUUAAUUUUUUUAAAAUUUAAAAUACUUAAAUUCAAAAUUUAAAUUAAUAUUUUUUAACGAUAUAAGACCAAAAUUAGUGUCAAAUCUGCUCUAGAUAACGUUGAAUGUAGUUGCCAUUUUUAAUGACAAUGCGCUGCCACAUCAAGAGCAGCUUAUUAAGGGAUUUCGAAGCCGGCUUGCCCUUUUUAAUUUGAGUUUGAAACCUGACUAAUCCGGCUAUUUCAGAGAGCCUGAGGACAAGCUCAAGACCAGUAUGGUCGAUCAACUGAAUGAGUGUCUGAAGAAGCUUCCCAACCAGAAUCUGGAGCCCUUCAUGAAUCCUUUCCUCUGUGGAUUGUGGACACAGUUCGGAGCUAGGAUGAUUGGCGCAGGUAAGGAUUACUGUAUUUUGUCUGGGUUAGGGGUUGGGUCGGUUAACAUGUACUUUAUUGGAUAAGAUUUUAGUGAUAUUGGGGGUUUAUAAGUAUAAAGUUGAAGUAUUUUAAAAGAUAACAGUAGUUUUAGUAAUUAUUGUUACCUAAAGUUCUAAAAAUCAGCUUUGUCAUCUACUUAGCCUACUAUAAAUUCAAAAAAGUCCUCAAAAUAGUUUCUUUUAAUACCUAAAAUGUCAAAUCUACCCUCUCAAUACUUUUAUUGACCCCGCGAUGACAUUUAAACUGAUUCCAAACUUUUGAAGUCAUGGUAAAAUACGAAAACAAAGGCGUAACAAAGCGGUGCCGAUCCCUUUUGUCUAUGUUAAUAAACUCAUCGGGCCAGAACAGAUCGCGGGGACAAUGGCAUCCUGAACACAGAUGUUGUUCUAGGCAGAUAAAAGCAGCCGCGCAGGUAGAUUAUAUCGGAUAAUGUUGUUCUAAUUAGCUGGCACAGUAGGCCAUUUACCACAAACAUUUACCGUCAAUGUUUGGGCAAGUUUUGCGCAAUUUUUGAAGUUGGGAUGGUUUGGAGGCGGAUUUUUAGUUUUAAAAGGUUUGGAAUUGUAUAAGAAUAUUAUCUUUUUGGUUCAAAUUUGAAUUUUAAAACUUCAAAACUUGAAUUUAAAGUUCAAAAUUGGGAUUUUAUAACGAUUUUUUGAUCAAAAAUGACGUUUUACAAGAAAUUUCGAUAAAAUCGACCAAAACUUUUAAUUACGGCCGAACCCAACCACCCCUCGAGACUAAAAAACAGGCAGUCAACAUACGAAAUUACACGUCUGUAAAGUUUCACAACGGUUUCGAAUUGGCACUGUUUUGGCGAUAAAAGUCAAAGUAUAAUGUAAUUCGGUUUAAGUGCGUUUUAUGCAAAUUUGAGUGAAUUUAAAGGCCAUCGGCAGAGAUCCUCAUUCGUGCCCUAAGGCGAUUACAUUUCGAGAAAAAUCUUUCACAAUAUCAGAAAUUGUGUGGCGGCAAUCAAAGAAAUGGAUUCUGACCGUAAGCGGGUUAGGCAUGGGUGUUAGCUAGCUGAUUGUAAAGGGGGAUAGCUAGUGGUUUAACGAGGGUGGUAACUAGUUAAUUAUGAUAAGUGUUAGCUAGCUAAUUCUCAUGGUAUUUAGCUUUUAAUAUUUAUGAGUUUUGGCUAGCGAAAUUGUAAACUUAGGUUUGUUUUGGCUGUUAAACGCAAGUUUUAUGCCUAAAGUUUUAAGUUUUACCUACUAUAAUAUAACUCUCUGGGCUUUUUAAAAGCUAAAAGUGUAAAACAAGCCAGUUUUUAGCUAUCACUUUAACUACAUCACCCUAAGAAUUCAAAAUUGUUUAAAAAUUCAAAAAAAUGAAAGUCAUUUUAGCUAGAAGUAAUUGGCGUUAACAGCCGAAAAAGGCUUAAGUGCGCUCCAAACCUUUUACAGUAGACAAUUUACUUAGGCCGAAUUAAUUCCGCCUUUCAAUGCCUUGUUUUAGCCAUUGUUUUCGUAAUGGAUAUUGCCCAAUAGAUUAAUCAUUAACUCCUAAUUAAGUGCUAAUUAGUUAAUUAGAAGCUCAAAACGUUUUUGUAUCAAUGGUAACAUUCGGGUGGUGUUACAAGUUAAUAAGUAAGGUACUGUAACUUUACUUUUAGUACAAUUUUGUGUUUUGCAGGGUUUUCGGUAUUAUGAGGUUUGUUUUGGCAGCGAUAGAAGUUGCAAAAUUAAAAAAAGUAACCAAAACAAAAAAUUUCCAAAAAUUUUAGUUCAAAUUUUAAACUUUAAUCAGUUGAAACCCUAAAACAUUGACUUUACCACCAUUCCUGAUGCUUUUAAAUCCGACUCAAUCUGUUACGGUAAUUAGAUGACAAUAUGCGUAAUUAGCGUGCCUUAAAGAGCGCCGCGAUGAAUAAGUUCAGCUCUCUAAACCCAUCAAAUAAUAUUAUUCUCUCUUUCAUUAUACUCAAAUAAUAGGUGUCGUAUAAUAAUGUCAAGUGCGCAUCGCAUUUCAUUCCCUGCUUCCAGGUGCCUUGAACCCCAAUCUGUUAGACGACCCCAAGAAGCUGAACAACGUCUUCGGCCACAUCAACAAUGCCUCCGGAUCUUCGUCCGGGAACAGUGAUCCAGGCAAGCUCAGUCGAGAGUCGUCGCCAGUCCACUCGGAUCACAGUUCAGAACAGAACGACGACGACGGCCGACACCCGCAUCUGAAUGGGAUUCGGAAGAAGAAGACUCGCACCGUGUUCUCCAGAAGCCAGGUCUCUCAACUCGAGAUGAUGUUCCACCAGCACAAGUAUCUCAACACACCUCAGCGGAGUCAUCUGGCUCAGCAGCUCGGUCUGACUGAUGUGCAGGUGAAGAUCUGGUUCCAGAACCGACGAAACAAAUGGAAGAGGACCAACAAUGGAGAAGAUAUCAAUGCUGCCUCACAACGACCUCAGUCUGGAGCGGCGGCGAUUCUGAAUUCUCUGCCGAGUAUGGUGAACAACAGAGACGAGGCCAUGAGGCUGCUGCUACAACAACAGAGUCCUUUUAAUCAGACGCAGUAAGUUGAUUCUUUUAUAAAGAUGUGUUAGAAAUAGAAUAUUAGGCUAAAUAUCAUAUUAAUAUAAUAUUCAAAUUAUAUAAAGUGUAUGGUUGUAACAUUUUAUGUUAUUAGUAAGAUCAGAAUAUGAUCUGACAUUGCAAAAGCAAUUACUCAAGACCUUGAAAUUGUAAAGUAAACAUUGUAUACUACUUUGUGCCAAUUUGUAGUAAGUGCUUUUGGAACUGGAUUCUGUAAUUAAAGUCAAUAUUGUAACAACAACAUGUUAAUGUUUACGGCGGAUUAGCGGAUCGUGCUAUUUGACCUGUGUACGUGGCUAUACUCAGUUGUACAUUUUUAGAUUUUAAUUUUCAAAUUUUAAUUGUUUGCAUUAUCAUGGUGCAUACCUUUAAAGGUGAUUAGGAUAAAAAUUAGAAAAUUUUAAACUUUUGCUACUGUAACGUCACUAAUAAUUACAGUAAACCUAUUAAUAACCACACCCCUCUUAUCACUUUAAUCUCACAUCCAUAUUCUUAAUAUAACUACAACUAAAUUACUGUAAUAACGACCGUAUUCUAGGUUCCUAGCCCAACAGAACCCCCUCCUAUCCGCCCUCCCCUUCUUCAAUCAGCUACGAUCUUUGUCGUCGGAUUCUGAAGAUGGCAGUAACCUCGAUGUAGCCAAGUUGUUCGCCCUCCAAGCCCAAAACUUUCUGAACUCGGCAACGUCGACCAACCAGUCCAGCAGUAACCCAUCUACAGUAUCCAACUCGGUAGAGUCACCGUCAGUUCCUAGUAGAGAUUGGAGCGAGUAG
Molecule: messenger RNA, 3929 nt
Organism: Bursaphelenchus okinawaensis
Lineage: Eukaryota; Metazoa; Nematoda; Chromadorea; Rhabditida; Aphelenchoididae
Source: the annotation of a GenBank genome assembly